AAAGAAUAUUAGAUAAAGUGAGUGGGAUUGACUCAAUCGAGGAGAGAGAGAGAGAGAGAGAGAUAGCGAAGAAGGAUGGAAUUGCUUCCCGGUGGUGGUGGUGGAGCUCCGAUCCCGAAGAAACAAGGGUUCCGAUCACUGAAACCGGUGAACGCCGACAUGGAGCAAGUGCUGGCAGAGCAACCUGUUGGCGUGGACUACGGCACACUCGAUAAUGGCCUUCGCUACUACGUUCGCUGCAAUUCGAAGCCGCGCAUGAGAGCUGCUCUCGCACUUGCCGUCAGGGUUGGAUCAGUUCUGGAAGAAGAGGAUGAACGUGGAGUUGCUCACAUUGUUGAGCACCUUGCUUUCAGUGCCACUAAGAGAUACACUAAUCAUGACAUUGUUAAAUUCCUUGAAAGUAUUGGAGCCGAAUUUGGCGCUUGUCAGAAUGCUGUUACCUCUUCCGACGACACCGUUUAUGAGCUGUUGGUUCCUGUUGACAAGCCUGAGCUCCUGUCUCAGGCCAUUUCCGUUUUGGCUGAAUUCAGUUCAGAGAUUCGAGUCUCCAAAGACGACUUGGAGAAAGAAAGAGGAGCUGUCAUGGAAGAGUACAGGGCAAGUAGAAAUGCCACGGGGAGGCUGCAGGAAGCUCAUUGGAUUUUGAUGAUGGAAGGUUCAAAGUAUGCCGAAAGGUUACCGAUUGGACUAGAGAGAGUAAUUCGGACUGUUGCUCCUGAGACUGUGAAGCACUUUUACGAGAAGUGGUAUCAUUUGUGCAAUAUGGCUGUGAUAGCUGUUGGUGAUUUUUCUGAUACACAGGGUGUAGUUGAGUUAAUCAAGACUCAUUUUGGCCAGAAAAUUCCAGCGCCUAAUCCUCCACUUAUACCAACAUUCCAAGUUCCAUCGCAUGAUGAACCACGGUUUUCAUGUUUUGUUGAAUCUGAAGCUGCUGGGUCUGCAGUGAUGAUUAGUUAUAAGAUGCCAGCAGAUGAGCUUAAAACAGUUAAAGACUACAGAAAUUUGCUUGCAGAAUCCAUGUUCCUCUAUGCAUUAAACCAGAGAUUCUUUAAAAUAUCGCGUAGAAAGGAUCCGCCCUGUUUCUCCUGCUCAGCUGCUGCUGAUGUUCUAGUCCGUCCAUUAAAGGCUAAUAUAAUAACUUCAUCUUGUAAAGGAAAAGGAACUAUUGAGGCCCUGGAAUCAAUGUUAAUAGAGGUUGCAAGGGUACGACUUCAUGGCUUUUCAGAGCGUGAAAUAUCUGUUGUUCGUGCACUACUGAUGUCAGAUAUUGAAUCUUCCUAUUUGGAGCGAGAUCAAAUUCAAUCUACCAGCCUGAGAGAUGAAUAUUUACAACAUUUUCUCCACGAUGAACCUGUUAUCGGGAUUGAGUAUGAGGCUCAACUCCAAAAGACUCUUCUACCACAUAUAUCGGCAUUAGAGGUCUCCAAGUGUUCCGAGAAAUUGCGGACAUCAUGUAGCUGUGUCAUUAAGACCAUUGAGCCCCAACCAUCUGCUGUUGUUGAUGAUUUGACAAAUGUUGUUAAGAAAGUCAAUCUUCUCGAGGAAGAGGGUAGAAUCUCUUCUUGGGAUGACGAGCACAUUCCAGAAGAAAUUGUCAUUACAAAGCCAAAUAUGGGGCAUGUCGUGAAGGAAUUGGAAUAUUCAAAUGUUGGAGCUACUGAACUAAUUCUGUCAAAUGGCAUGCGUAUCUGUUAUAAACGUACAGACUUUCUCGAUGACCAGGUUAUCUUCACAGGGUAUUCAUAUGGGGGCUUGUCUGAACUCUCAGAGAGCGAGUAUUUCUCUUGCUCAAUGGGACCAACCAUUGCUGGGGAAAUUGGUGUGUUUGGUUAUAGACCAUCUGUCCUAAUGGAUAUGCUUGCUGGUAAGAGAGCUGAAGUUGGUACCAAGAUUGGUGCAUAUAUGAAAACUUUUUCUGGUGACUGUUCACCUUCAGACCUGGAAACUGCUUUGCAGCUUGUCUAUCAGCUGUUUACAACAAAUUUAACACCAGACGAAGAAGAUGUCAAAAUAGUGAUGCAAAUGGCUGAAGAGGCGGUCUGUGCUCAAGAUAGGGAUCCAUACACUGCUUUUGCAAACCGUGUAAAGGAGCUUAACUAUGGAAAUUCCUAUUUUUUCAGGCCUAUUAGAAAAAGUGACCUACAAAAAGUGGAUCCACUGAAAGCUUGUGAAUACUUCAGCAAAUGUUUCAAAGAUCCAUCAACUUUUACUGUUGUGAUUGUUGGGAAUAUUGAUCCUACCAUUGCACUGCCCUUGAUAUUGCAGUACCUAGGUGGAAUACCAAAACCUCCUGAACCUAUUAUGAAUUUUAACCGUGAUGAGCUGAAAGGAUUGCCUUUCACUUUUCCGACAACCAUCUAUAGAGAAGUGGUCCGGAGUCCAAUGGUGGAAGCACAAUGUUUGGUGCAGCUAUGCUUUCCUGUGGAACUGAAGAAUGGAACCAUGGUGGAAGAGAUUCACUUGGUUGGGUUUCUGAGCAAGCUUCUUGAAACAAAAAUAAUGCAGGUUCUCCGAUUCAAGCAUGGGCAGAUAUACUCUGUCGGUGUUUCAGUAUUCCUUGGUGGUAAUAAACCGUCGAGAAUAGGUGAUGUUUGUGGUGACAUUAGCAUAAAUUUCUCUUGCGAUCCAGAGAUAUCUUCCAAGCUGGUAGAUUUUGCUUUGGAUGAAAUGUUGCGUCUUCAAGAUGAAGGGCCAUCAGAGCAAGACGUUUCAACAAUACUUGAAAUUGAGCAAAGAGCUCAUGAGAAUGGACUGCAGGAAAAUUAUUAUUGGCUGGACAAGAUUUUACACAGCUAUCAAUCAAGGGUCUAUUCUGGUGAUGUUGGCACUUCUUUUGUGAUCCAAGAUGAAGGGCGAUUAAAAGUUAGAUCAUCCCUUACACCAUCAACUGCACGGUUGGCACUACAGAAAAUAUUGCCUUUUCCUUGCAAAAACCAGUAUACUGUAGUGAUUCUAAUGCCCAAGUCAUCUCCCUUUAAAUUACUGAAAUCAGUAUUCCAAUCUACUCGAACAAACUAUGGCAGAAAAACAAAGAUUUUAGUCGGAAUCGCUGGCCUGGCAGUUUUGGCCUUUAGUUUGUUGAGGCAUUCACGGAGUGCCCAAAAUAACAGCAAACAUUAGCUUCGCAGAGCCCUGAAUUAGAAGUUUUCCAACAGCAAUUCUUUACUUCAUAAAGAUAAAAUGUGCGUACCAACAUUGUAAGAAUAGAUCAUACAUAACACAGGUUAGUUAGGAGGCAAAUUAGGUGUGUUGAAAUGAAUUAUUUGUACAUUGAUUUUAUGUUUUGCACAGAAUUGUAUCACUCAGCUUCACUUGCAUACAAAAAUAUUUGGAAACCGGAUAAUAGGGCAACAUUUGUGUUCAUGACUCUGGUUAUAUUCUAAUCUUUCAGAAAGUUGCUC
Molecule: messenger RNA, 3401 nt
Organism: Gastrolobium bilobum
Lineage: Eukaryota; Viridiplantae; Streptophyta; Magnoliopsida; Fabales; Fabaceae
Product: zinc protease PQQL-like
Exons: 20
Coding region: 76-3120 (1014 amino acids)
Biological process (GO): proteolysis
Molecular function (GO): metalloendopeptidase activity; metal ion binding
Source: RefSeq, a predicted model, not a curated record